AGUGCGCGUUUGGUGUGAGCGCAGAAGCCGGCGCAAGGCGGGCGGGCGGGCAGUGGAUGCCAGACCUCAGUCCACUAUGGCCGCGGGCUCGUCCAGCCUUAGCCUGGGCGACGAGCUGAACUGCCCGAUCUGUCUGGAGAUCUUCAUCGACCCCGUGAUGCUGGAUUGCGGCCACGAUUUCUGCCGGCAGUGCAUCCUCCAGUGCUGGGAGCGGGAGAAGAAAGCUUUCUGUCCCGAGUGCGGAGAGGUCUUCCGCGACAAGAACCUCAAGGCCAACCGAGCCCUGGGUGUGUUGUCCAACAAGAUCCGUAACCUCAACACAAAGGACCCCGUGGACCCCAGCAAACCCUUCAACCCCUUCUGCGAGGAGCACCAGGAGGAGCUGAAACUCUUCUGUGAGACGGACAAGAAGCUCAUCUGUGUGAUGUGUCUGGACCGGCGCGAUGGCAGAAGCCACAAGGCUCACAACUUCAUGCUGAUCAAUGAGGCGGUGGAGAUCUACAAGGAGAAAAUGAGAGUCAAUCUGCAGACCCUGAACCAGCGGAAGACCUCAGUGCAGAAUGUCCUUCUAAAGCAGCAGCAGAGUAUCUCCGAGAUCCAGGAACAGUCGAACAAUUUGCAGAAACACAUCACGACAGAAUUCGCCAAACUGCGCACGGUACUCGACGAGAAAGAGCGCUUGCUGGCCAAGGAGUUGGCCGACCAGGAGGAGGACAUCUUGAAGAAGAUGGAGACCAACCUCCGGGACAUCCAGGAGCACCUGAACGAGACGGAGGAGAAGCUGUCCAAUGUCCAAACACAGCUGACCCAACAAGAUGCCUUCAUCUUAUUGAAGGAGGACCCAGACAAGGGGAAGAGUGACAGCAAUUAUCAAACGACUGUGGCAGAGGGAAAGCUACCGCUGGGCUCGUUCAAAGGACCCAUCCAAUAUCGAGUGUGGCGGGACAUAAUGGAAGUGAUCAACCCAGCUCCCGCCUCCCUGACCAUGGACCCGAGUACAGCCCACCCGUUGCUAAUCCUGUCCGAAGACCGCACCAGCGUGAAGCUGGGCGACAAGGCGCGGUCGGAGUUGCCGGAGGCCAGCAAUGACCGAGAGGUCAGCGUGCUGGGGGCCAUGGGCUUCUCGUCCGGCCGCCACUACUGGGAGGUGAACGUGGGCAACAAGACGGCGUGGGACCUGGGGCUGGUGAAGGAUGUGGUGCGCAAGCGGGGAUCACGGUCGGCGCAGGACACGGGGUUUUGGGUGCUCACCCUCAAGAACGGCAGCGAAUACUGGAUCACCACCGCCUCGCCCACGCGGAUCUCCGUCAACUCCAAGCCCAGGAAGGUCGGCAUGUACUUGGACUAUGAGGGCGGGCAGCUGUCGUUCUACAACGCCAGCAACAUGGCCACCCUCUUUACUUUCAUUGACAGUUUCACCGGCAAGGUCUUCCCGUACUUCAGUCCCGGCAACAAUGAGGACAGGAAGAAUUCCGAACCUCUCAUCAUCGUUCAGUUCAAGAACCAUUAAACCAGCCACCCACCAAAAUUCCUGCUCCUCUCAUCUUCAAUGCACCACUUCCUUCUAAUCCACCCAGGGGCUAAUAUAGUGUGCACACUGCCUCUCCCCCACCCAACCCAACCCAACCCCGCUGGUCCCACCCAUCCCCCUUCUAGCCCCCUGCUAGCCCCUCACCUGAACGGCUGGCUAUUUAGAGGUUGGAUUGCCCUUACUCCACCCACCUCUUGUCUGUCGACAGGUGGCUCUGGCUAUCUUAGGCUUGGAAAUGUGUGUACAAUUGUACUUAUUUGGGAACAACCCCCCCCUCCCUCCCUCCUCAAACAAGAGCAGAAACUGCAAUAGACAAUCUAGCCCUAAAUAUGGGCUAGGGUUGCAAUAAAAUAUAGAUUUAUUGAGCAAGGGUGGAAUUUCAUCCUUUGAAAUGUCUAAAUGGCAGUUGUACAGGGCCCUAGUGAGACCACACCUGGAGUAUUGUGUGCAUUUUUGGCCUGUUGGCCUUCACAACAAGAGUAUCGAAGCAAAGAGGUCCUUCUGCAGUUGUACAGAGCCCUAGUGAGACCACACCUGGAGUAUUGUGUGCAGUUUUGGUCCCCUAAUUUGAGGAAGGACAUUCUUGCUAUUGAGGGAGUGCAGCGUAGGUUCACCAGGUUAAUUCCCGGGAUGGCGGGACUGUCAUAUGCUGAGAGAAUGGAGCGGCUGGGCUUGUACACUCUGGAGUUUGGAAGGAUGAGAGGGAAUUUCAUUGAAACAAUAUAAGAUUGUUAAGGCCUUAGACACACUAGAGGCAGGAAACAUGUUCCCGAUGUUGGGGGAGUCCAGAACCAGGGGCCACACACAGUUUAAGAAUAAGGGGUAAGCCAUUUAGAACGGUGACGAGGAAACACUUUUUCUCACAGAGAGUUGUGAUACUUUCAAGAGAGAGUUAGAUGGAACUCUUAAAAAUAGCGGAGUCAGGGGAUAUGGGGAGAAGGCAGGAACGGGAUACUGAUUGUGGAUGAUCAGCCAUGAUCACAGUGAAUGGUGGUGCUGGAUCAAAGGGCCGAAUGGCCUCCUCCUGCACCUGUUGUCUAUUGUCUAUUGUCUAAUGUGUAGAAAGAAACUGCAGAUGGUGGUUUGAACAGAAGGUAGACACUAAAAAGUUGGAGUAACUCAGCGGGACAGGCAGCAUCUCUGGAUAAUGUUACAGCCCUGUGAUAUGAAUAUUGAUUUCUCCAACUUCAAGUAACCCCUGCAUCUUCACUCUCUCUCUCUCAUCCCUCCCCCACCCAAGUCACACAUGCUUCAAAGUUGUCUUGUAGAGUAUCAUUGUCUUCUUGUUCUCAACUAGUAACCAGCGAACAAUGGCCUGUCUCCUUUAUCGUCAUUACUUUUUUUGCAUAUCUUUCAUUCCUUUGUUCUAUAUCUCGCUACAUCACCAUCUAUAUCCCUCGUUUCCCUCUCCCCCGACUCCCAGUCUGAAGAAGGGUCUCGUCCCGAAAUGUCACCCAUUCCUUCUCUCCACAGAUGCGGCCUGCCCGCUGAGUUACUCCAGCACUCUGUGAAACGUCACCUCAAUCUUCUAAAUUCUAGCGAGUACAAGCCGAGUCUAUCCAGUCUUUCUUCAUAUGAAAGUCCUGCCAUCCCAGGGAUCAGUCUAGUGAACCUUCUCUGUACUCCCUCUAUGGCAAGAAUGUCCUUCCUCAGUUUAGGAGACCAAAACUGUACGCAAUACUCUAGGUGUGGUCUCACCAAGGCCCUGUACAACUGCAGUAGAACCUCCCUGCUCCUAUACUCAAAUCCUUUUGCUAACAUACCAUUCACUUUCUUCAUGGAGUCGAGGUAUGUGGAAAUAAGUUGGGUGGGGCACGAACAGGCAGAGACAAUGGGUCUGCCAGUCCAUCCAGUCAGACAAAGUUGGUUAAUUACAUGAAAUGACAUGAGCAAUUGACAAUUAACAUGGAAACAUAGAAACAUCGACAAUAGGUGCAGGAGGAGGCCAUUCGGCCCUUAGAGCCAGCACCGCCAUUCAAUGAGAUCACCUUCCAUUAAUUUGUCCUCGUGGUUGGAACAUCUGUUGCAAUAGUGGGCAGAUGCAUGGCAGAUGAAGUUUAACGCGGAUAAAUGUGAAGUUAUCCACUUUGGUGGCAAAAACAGGAAGGCAGAUUAUUAUCUGAAUGGCGUCAGGUUAGGAAAAGGGGAAGUACAACGGGAUCUGGGGGUCCUUGUUCAUCAGUCACCGAAAGUAAGCAUGCAGGUACAGCAGGCAGUGAAGAAAGCGAAUGGCAUGUUGGCCUUUAUAACCUGCAGUAACCUGAGUUACUCCAGCACUCUGUGAAACGUCACCUAUCCAUGUUCUCCACAGAUGCUGCCUGACCCGCUGAGUUACUCCAGCACUCUGUGAAACGUCACCUAUCCAUGUUCUCCACAGAUGCUACCUGACCCGCUGAGUUACUCCAGCACUCUGUGAAACGUCACCUAUCCAUGUUCUCCACAGAUGCUGCCUGACCCGCUGAGUUACUCCAGCACUCUGUGAAACGUCACCUAUCCAUGUUCUCCACAGAUGCUGCCUGACCCGCUGAGUUUCUCCAGCACUCUGUGCCUACCUAUGUUGAACGGCAGACACAAUCCUUCUGAGGCGUGUUAUAUACAGGCUGCAGAGACACACAAUUUAUGAAAACUUCAGGAGACCCUCAGACCCACGACCAUAAUCGCUUCACAUCACAGCCCAGCCCACGGUAGUUUGGAACUCAGUAGUUAUGUUAAAUCAUGUGAUGACUGAUUCAUUUCUCGUUUGGUUUCAUGGUACACCUAUCCGCUUGUCAUUGUACUAGUUGAAAUAAAAUCUAGAAUAUUAUUCAAUGUGAUUUUAAAAUGUCUGCAGGUGUUCUAAUUUACCUUUAACGAAUGGCUUAAGCAAAAAAAAAAAACCUACUGGGGAUAUUAUAGUCAUUUCAAUAAGACUACUUGUCUUAUAAGAUCCUGCCUUAUAAGAUCAAGUCAACUCAAGUCACAUUUAUUUCUAUAGCACAUUUAAAAAACAACUCUCGUUGGCCAAAGUGCUUUACAUUGGUAUAAGAAUAGUAUAACAGUUCUUAUAAGAUCUUAUUGAAACAUAUAAGAUUGUUAAGGUCUUGGACACGCUAGAGGCAGGAAACAUGUUCCCCAUGUUGGGGGAGUCCAGAACCAGGGGCCACACACAGUUUAAGAAUAAGGGGUAAGGACAUUUAGAACGGAGACGAGGAAACACUUUUUCUCACAGAGAGUUGUGAGUCUGUGGAAUUCUCUGCCUCAGAGUCCGGUUCUCAGGAUGCUUUCAAGAGAGAGCUAGAUAGGGCUCUUAAAAAUAGCGGAGUCAGGGAAUAUGGGGAGAAGGCAGGAACGGCGUACUGAUUGGGGAUGAUCAGCCAUGAUCACAUUGAAUGGCGGUGCAGGCUCGAAGGGCCAAAUGGCCUCCUCCUGCACCUAUUGUCUGUUGUCUAUUGUCUGUUGUCUAAGGGACGCGUAUUGUCCUUGGGUGCCAGGCGGGGUCCAUAUCUUUGAUGUGUUCUCUGGGCAAAGGCCAGAGUAUAUGCCACAAGCAGAGACCACAUACAGAGUUGCUGGCCUCCUCAUAGAUUCACAGAGUCAUACUGCAUGGAAACAGGCCCUUCGGCCCAACUCCUCCAACCAAGAUGCCCCAUGGAAGCUAGUACCAUUUGAUCCACAUGCCUCUAAACCUUUCCUACAUCCCCUCUAUGUGAAUGAA
Molecule: messenger RNA, 5225 nt
Organism: Leucoraja erinaceus (little skate)
Lineage: Eukaryota; Metazoa; Chordata; Chondrichthyes; Rajiformes; Rajidae
Product: zinc-binding protein A33-like
Exons: 6
Coding region: 77-1510 (477 amino acids)
Biological process (GO): protein ubiquitination
Molecular function (GO): protein binding; zinc ion binding; ubiquitin-protein transferase activity
Source: RefSeq, a predicted model, not a curated record